This is a messenger RNA of Gambusia affinis (western mosquitofish), 1260 nucleotides long. RefSeq names its product beta-1,3-galactosyltransferase 1-like. Gene Ontology annotation, molecular function: N-acetyl-beta-D-glucosaminide beta-(1,3)-galactosyltransferase activity. Bases 23 to 1150 code for a protein of 375 amino acids. The transcript has a single exon. The record is from RefSeq and is a predicted model, not a curated record. Gene Ontology annotation, cellular component: membrane. NCBI's taxonomy places the organism in Eukaryota, Metazoa, Chordata, Actinopteri, Cyprinodontiformes, Poeciliidae.
UCAUUUUGUGUCCAGGCUGAAAAUGAAGAGCAGUGAUAUUCUGUCACAAAAACAAUGCUUCUUCUUCUUUUUGGUUCUGGGAGUUGUGCUGCUUUACUGCAGCACAAACAUAAGGAACAUGGUACCUGUCUGGAACCUUAAAUGGUCGAUGCAAAAUAAUUCAACAAACUCCGCUGCUGAACUUCCAGAAACUACGAGCGUCGCCACAACGCAGGAGCCAACGACUCAACGGCAGAGUACAGUUUCAUCACGAGUCACCAAGAAGACGCCAGAAACCCAGACUGCCCAACGGAUAGCGGCUCCUUAUGUGUCUCCUGGACCGUACUUGGUGGAGUACCCCUAUGAGUACCACUUCACUAUCAACGAGGAACUGAAAUGUAAGCAGGAGAAUCCGUUUGUGGUUCUGAUGGUACAAGUGGCACCACGCAACCGAGCUCAUCGCGACAUCAUCCGUAACAGCUGGGGAAGUGAGAAGCUGGUUAACAACCAAGUGGUGGCGCUGUUCUUCCUGCUGGGGAUGCAGACUGGAGACGAUGCAGAGCAGGUCCACCGGCAGCUGCUGCAGGAGAGCAGAGAGCAUCAGGACCUCAUCCAGGGAGACUUUGUGGACUGCUACAAGAACCUGACCAUAAAGACCAUGGUGAUGCUGGAGUGGCUGAACUCCUACUGCUCCAGCGCCGCUUACGCCAUGAAAAUCGAUUCAGACAUGUUUCUAAAUGUUCCCAAUCUGGUCGACUUGCUCCUCAAAGCUCCAAGGACAAACUACAUGACCGGUCUGGUGACACAUGCAGAACGAGUCUCCAGAGAUCCCAAUUUCAAGUUCUACAUGCCUGUUGAUCUUAUGAGCGAAGAUGUUUAUCCUCCCUAUGCUCUGGGUCUGGGCUACAUUUUGUCUUUGGAUCUCACCAAAAAGCUCGUUGAGGCUUCCAGACACAUUAAGCCUCUUUAUAUUGAAGAUGUAUAUUUGGGUUUAUGUAUGAGACACCUGGGUAUCCGUCCAACAGAUCCCCCAGAUUGGAACCUCUUCCACGUUCUUCCUCUGAGUUACAGUCGCUGUGAAUACUCCAAUAUUAUCGCGACCACAACUUUGGAAAAUAUGGACCGUCUUUGGAUUUGGAGAGACUUUAAGAAACCGGGUCGGUACUGUUGAUCAGUAAAAAACAUCCUAUGCUAUUGAUCCUAUAUUACAUGAAACUUGGAUAUUAUGAAUAAGAAUAAAGAACUAAUCUUAGUUCAGUGCAGAAAAGAUGAAAAAACUGA